CUGCAGCUCACGCUCAGUAAACAGCUGAUUGCCUGUCAACAGCAUGCCUCAGCCCUCGCUCCCAGUUUGCCUGUUUUGCUUGCUGACCUUCACUUCAGCAUGCUACAUCCAGAACUGCCCCAGAGGCGGGAAGAGAUCUUUUCCAGAUGAAGAUGUCAGGCAGUGUAUGCCUUGUGGCCCUGAGAACAGAGGUCGCUGUUUUGGAGCUAACAUCUGCUGCGGGGAGGAGAUCGGCUGCUACAUCGGAACCUCAGAGACCUUGAGGUGUCAGGAAGAGAAUUACCUGCCAUCACCUUGUGAAUUUGCUGGAAGACCGUGUGGUGGAAAUGGUGGGAAGUGUGCCUCAAUGGGAAUCUGCUGCUCUGAUGAAACCUGCACUGCAGACUCGACAUGUCUGGGAAAUGAGAAUAAAGGGAAACACUCACCCAUGGAAAGAAACUUAAGCCCCUUAGACAGUGCUGCAACUGACCUCCUUCUGAGACUAAUGCAUCUUUCUAACAGGCAGCCUGCAGAGAAACAGCAGCUAAUAUAAUAUCAUGUAUUCAAAUGUGCCCUCUCUUUGCUGCCUUUGAGAACAUGCAACACUUGGAGUAUAGGCAGGAGCUAGGUAUGGAGCAGGGGGUUUUAAUAAGAGGGCCAUAAACAGUGCAUGUUAUUCUAUGACAACGAUAUAUCUGAAUGCUAUCGAGUGUACUUACCUAAUACUAACAGUAUGUCAAUCUCAAUAUUUAUUUUGAAGGUAGUAACUAUACUUUGUCAAAUGUCACUUCAGUUAACUUUUCUUCAAGUAAAUUUUGUUAAUAGUAUCAAAUAGUUUAAGCUGCUUUUCAUUUCUUCAGUAACUUGUAAACAUUAAAGAAGCAUGUGUAUAUACAUAGCAAAAUAAACUCCUAUUUGCUAAUGGUGGAACUGCAA
Molecule: messenger RNA, 915 nt
Organism: Chiloscyllium plagiosum (whitespotted bambooshark)
Lineage: Eukaryota; Metazoa; Chordata; Chondrichthyes; Orectolobiformes; Hemiscylliidae
Product: vasotocin-neurophysin VT-like
Cellular component (GO): secretory granule; extracellular region
Molecular function (GO): neurohypophyseal hormone activity
Source: RefSeq, a predicted model, not a curated record